Zingiber officinale is the source of this 355-nucleotide messenger RNA. RefSeq names its product ankyrin repeat-containing protein NPR4-like. The record is from RefSeq and is a predicted model, not a curated record. Bases 11 to 241 code for a protein of 76 amino acids. The transcript is spliced from 2 exons. NCBI's taxonomy places the organism in Eukaryota, Viridiplantae, Streptophyta, Magnoliopsida, Zingiberales, Zingiberaceae.
GAAGGGGCAUAUGGCUGUGACGGGCACAAACUGUGAAGUUGUUAAAGCCCUUGUGGAUGCUGAUCUAGCAAUAGUGAUGCUACCAGACAGAGAGGCAUUGCUUGGAAAGGAUCCGCAUCUUGCCAGGAGGACAGAUAAGAAGGGGCAUAUGGCUGUGACGGGCACAAACUGUGAAGUUGUUAAAGCCCUUGUGGAUGCUGAUCUAGCAAUAGUGAUGCUACCAGACAGAGGUACAUUGUAAAUGUAUUACAUAUUACAUUUCUGGUGCUCUGGUUCGAGUUGCUUAUGUUAGCUGCAACAAUUUAUUCAUUUAGGAAGCUUUCAAUAUAUGGUGUUAGCUUUCUCUUCUUUUGUA